This is a messenger RNA of Ruditapes philippinarum (Manila clam), 10174 nucleotides long. RefSeq lists its product as uncharacterized. The record is from RefSeq and is a predicted model, not a curated record. The coding region runs from base 1 to 2472 and encodes 823 amino acids. The transcript has 4 exons. NCBI's taxonomy places the organism in Eukaryota, Metazoa, Mollusca, Bivalvia, Venerida, Veneridae.
AUGACCACUGUUGAUUCUGCCAAAGCGGUAUGCGGGGAUACUCACGCCAUGGGAAUGGCAGUUCUAGUUGUAAUUGAUUCAAACGAUCUGAAGGAUGAACUUAUAGCAUGGUACAACACCUAUCAGAGUACAGUUCCACUUUCACCACUCACAGAUGAUUUCCAUACCCCUCUAGCUGGGUUCUACAUUAUGCCAGAAAUUGACAUACAGACGAAUCUUCCAGGUGGAAGGAAAGAAACAACUAGAGUCAAGUCGUUACAGGACCUCCAAAUCAUAAAUAAUCUUCGUUGUAAAUCUGAAAUACCAAAAACUCUUUUAAAUGACAUUUUACGCAAUGAAAAAUGUCUUGUUUUACUAGAUGGACUUGAUGAAUGGUUUCAUCCUGACAACGAUUGUUCAAGACUUCCAAAAAGUAUUCCGCAUCGGUAUGCACGUGAAAAGUGUGUAAUCCUAACAACGACCCGGCCAUGGAAGCUUGGAGUCUCAAACUUGAAGACUAAUCAAGUAGACAAAACAGUGGAGCUAGUUAAACUAGAUAAACAAAAUGUAAGGCAGUUUAACCUAAACGCAAUGAAAAUAUUGAAAGGCAACAUUGAAGAAGAAAAACUGAUCAAUGAAGUUUGUAGAUUUGAAGAGGAAAUUAGAAACCAUGACCUUGAUGAUAUGGAAUCCACCCCUCUCCUGUUGCUAUAUCUUAUAUGUUUAUGGAUUGCAAAAAUUCCAAUAGGAAAUUCCGCAGUAGAAUUAUAUACAGGCAUUAUACAGCUCCUUCUAUCUAGAACAGAAAAGUUACAUGGAAUGUUUCAUUCAUCAUGUGAAACAUCCCCUAGUAAUGUUCCAGAAUGUUUCAGAAAACAUCAACAUUUCUGUCGUUACUACACGUUUCUGGUGACCAUUGGGAAACUAGCUUUUAAUACAUUAUUCAGUAAGAAAAAAGAGCACACAUUAGUUUUUGAUGAAAAUGUUGCAGAAAAAUAUCUUAACCAAGAAGAUUUGAAAUCAAGCUGUCUAUCAGGAAUAUUAUCAGAAAGUAAAGUAAAAACAUUAAUAAAUGAAAAUUCUAAAAUCUCAUUUUCACAUAAAACAGUGCAGGAAUACUUUUCAGCAAUAUUUAUAAGUUUUCAAAAUACAAGUGAAGUUCAACAAAUCAUUUUUGAAGAGUGCAACUGUUUACAAAAUAUUCUAGACAUGUCAAAAGUGUUUGUCUUUAUUAUUAACAUGAACCCUAAAUUAAUGUCUACAAUAUCAAGUGAUUUGAUGCCUGUGAUAAACAAUGAUGAAAAAACAAGCAAAUACAGAACUUUGACAGGUUAUGAAGAAAUGUACAUUAAGCCAUUACAAGACACACAAGACAUGUACAUUUCUUGUUCCAAAGAAAGCCAGGAAAACAAAGACCUAAAAUUGUGUUUACAAGAUUUCUUCAUUAAUGAAAAAUGUAAACAAGAAAACUACUUCAAACAAUUACAACAUCUGUGUCACCAAAAUAAAGAAAACAUAAAAUCAAUAAUGAUAGAAAAUAAAGGUGUUUGUAGUCUACAAAAAAUUAUCAGUUUGUUUAUACUCUCUGACCUUCCACAUAUAGAGAAAUUAUACUAUAUUGGUGAAAUUGUAGAAGAGGAAAUAAUGAGCUUGUUAUUGAAGCCUUUGAAAUGUUUAACUGUGAGAUCAAGUAAAUGGGAAAAUCAUGAAUUUGUAGGAAAAUAUUGCCUGCUGUCUGCAGAGAUAAAUGGACAACUGGUAAAAUUACAACACCUGGAGUGUUUAUGUAUAGACUGUUUCACUAUGACCCACGAGGUAAUGGAGACAUUGUUAAAUUUCCUCACUAGUAAAAAAUCAAUGAAAGAAAUAUCAUUGAGCAAUUUAUACUGUAGUGAUCAUAGUACUUCAUGUAGGGGAUUCAACCUUGACCUGUCUCAACAUUCACAACUAAGAUGUUUAGGAUUGUACAAUAUAAGUGUGUCACAAUUAAACGUGGAUGUAUCGUUGUUAGAGGUUUGUGAGGUAGGUGAAUUAUAUAAUCCUGGUGUUGUGUCAUCUUGUCUCAGUCAACUACCAGCAGCCGGUAAACUACAAACAUUUUUGUGUGGUUAUCUAAAAUCUUCCAGUGACAUAGAAACAAUGUUACAAACAUUAUCAUUGUUAUAUCAUGUGAAAGAUGUUUUGUUGUUGAGAAUGAAUCUAGGUGAAAGAUCAUUAACACUGUCACCUCAAAUGAUCAAUAUUGAACGUGUUCUCUUGCGGGAUAUAACAAUGUCUUGUUCAGUGUUACAUGAUCUCAUUACUGUUAUAAACAAAUUACCACAUACAGUGACAGUAUAUAUAGCAGGUUGUGAUAUAAAACCAGAAACAGAAUUUGAAAACUUUAAAACAUUUAUAAAACAAUCAGACAAUUUUGUGGUCACCUAUGAUGACACUUUGGAGUCUGGAGAGUAUGCGUUUGGGUUUAAAAGAACAACAACAAGUACUGAGUAACCUUAAAUGAACUUGGGAGAAACAAUUUAUAAAUAGAUUAUGAGACAAGUGACAGGUGAAAUAGACAUCAUUUCUUAUUUUAAGUCUGACAUUUAAUCAAUACUUUGCUGUUCAUAACAAUGUGAUGUGAAUGGAAACUGAGGAUUUUCUUACUGGGACAACAAAUGUGGAUUAAUUUUAGAUCAUUAUGUGUAUUCCUUCUUCCAAGAAAUGGGCAGGUUCACAAGAGACUUCAAUUAAUCCAAGAACUGACAUUCAUGUGGAAUUUUCUGUAAUUAUGAUAUGAACAAUUCAUAGACUACAAAAUGGGUCCUAAACUAACAUAAUGUGUCACCUCGGAUUCAUGAACAGUACAUGUAUGGAGAAAUUUUGCAUGAAAUUACAAAUACUGAAGUCACCUAGUGUAAUGACGUCCAGCAACUGUUUAAAGAUACGCCUAUUUAUAAAAUAUAUAACAGCAUAUAUCAACAUAACUCUUCCAAACUUAGGACUCCAGCCAAUUAUGAGUUGAUUAGUUAAUAGUUAAACUAAAUGAGUACCUGACACUUAGUUAUUGCCAGAGAGUUGCAGUCAUUGUAUUGUUUAAAACAUGGAUAUACAACUCAGACAAUUCAAGGCAUGAAAUUUAUUUAGUGAAUGUAUACAUAUAUAUUUGUAUAGAUUUUUUACUGUAUAGUAUGUGCAUUAUUUAUAUUCAUGUAUAAUAUGUAAAUAUACAUUUAUGUUAUAUAGAACUGCUAGUCAAUAUUUGUACAAAAAAUAGUUUUAAGUUAGAUUGUUAAAAAAAAACCAUUUUGCCCAACCGAGUGUAUGUAGUGAGUUAUUGAGUAAGUUUUAUUUUAAAAAUAUACGGUCAUUUCAGCUCAAAUUGACAAUUAAAAAAAUUAUGUCACUGUCAUUUAAAAAAUGUACAUGAAUGUCCACUUAAAUGUGAAAAGUUAUAUUUUUGUGUUAUCUUUGAAAUCAUAGUUAAUGCUUAUCAGUUGUUAAUGGAAAAAAAUCAGUGUUAUAAUUACAAAUAGCUUAAAUACAUGUAUAUAAAAAUAUUUUGUCAAAGUGAAUUAAGAUUAAUUUUCAUUUAUAUGUUGAAGUUUUUUUUAUGUGACUAGUAUUAUACAACAGCUUAUCAUGUUGUGUUUCUAUUCAAAAUUACAAAAGUAUUGUUUUCUUAUAUGUUUUAACUCAACUUUUUUUUUAGAAAAAGGAGGAACUGUUACAGUCAUGUUGGCGUUGCCGUCCAAAAACUUGUACCUUGAUCAGAACUUUUUAAGUUCUUAGUGUAUUGUCAGUCUUCAUACUUGGCCACAACAACCACUCAUACAAAACCUUUCAGUAGACUAGCCUAACCUUCGUUCAUAAAUGACCUUGACCUUUAAGGUCAAAUGUCACAAUUUUGCUUGUUUCACUGUUUAUUACGGUUGAAUGAUUUUUGGCAGAGAUAUGCCACUUUAACUUUUCAGUUUUUGUUUAUUAUGUACACAUUGAACCCAAAUUUAACAUAUUGACAUGAUAUAAGUAUACUCAGGUCAAUUUCGUAUUUGGUUCGAUAGUUUUUGACAGAGUUAUGCCCCUUGAACUUUUUGGGGAAAAAAGAAGUUGUCAAUUUCUGUUCAUUAAUUUUCCCAAACAGUUGGUCACAUUCAACUCAAAUUUGACUUACAGAUAAUCACAGGAAUAAGCAGGUCAAGUCUGUAUUUGGUCAUAGUUCCAUGAUUUUGGUCAAUAUCCCUCUUGAAAGUUGGAAAAAACAUUUUUAAGUUAUGUAUGUAUAAUGUUGAAAUCGCAUUUCUGAACUAAGAAAGAAAAAGAAAUUUUCCGUUUAAAUGCUCUAACGUUUGUAGAAUGCAUGUCUGAGGUUGACAUUGCAUGUGCUGGUGUAACGUUUUUAAGGCACACAAACCCUGUCGGUGAAAAGCUAGCUCACCACCGAGAGUGGUUUGUGUCCUUAUAUACGGGAACUAUUCCCUUCUAUUAAUUCAACAACUUAAGUAUUUGCAUAUUAUCAUGCUCAUUAUGACGUUCUACCAACGUCGUUACAUUACUUUCCCCUCCGAGAAGUCUCGUCCCGAGACUUGGCCUGGGAAAUCUGUGGGUAGGGCAACUCCGGUCUGGCAGUUGUCUACAUUCCCCCGCACUGGCCACCAUUCAACAACUUAAGUAUUUGCAUAUUAUCAUGCUCAUUAUGACGUUCUACCAACAUCGUUACACUGGUAUUUUACCAGAAAAUACAAGCCAAAUUAUGAUUUGGUCAUGGUACGGUGUUUUUGACAGUAGCACCCCUUGAACUUGAAAAAAUCACAAUAUCUUAUCAUUAUCUCUGCUACAAAUAUGCAAUAUGUAAUUUGCAAAAGGUAGAUUAACACUUAAUAGAACUGUGUAUAAAAGGGUUUGUGUUGACAUUGAAUAGAACUAAGAAUGAAAUAAAAUGGUUUUGCAAACAAAUUUGAAAAAAAAUAUUAUUAUAACAUUUGAAAAUCUGGCUGCAUGUGGGGGCAUUCGUGGCGUUACAACACAUUUAUAGUUCAUUUUUAUGACUUGCAAGGUACAAGGCUUGUACUGUCUACUAGACCUAUACAAAAGUAAUGCUCAUGCAUGUGGUUCAGUUCUGCAUUUGUCUUUUUAAAAAAUCCUAAAAUGAAUGAAAACGUGACAAGCGCUAAAACAUUCCACUAUGACACACUAUGACACAUGAAACCAUAUCUUUAUCUAAACAGAGGACAGUUUUAUUGUUGGUACUUUUAUUGGCACUUUUAUUUGGUUUUGGCACUUUUAUUUGUUGUUGCUCUUUAAACAACAUCACCUCUUCAACAAAAAAGUUGAUUUUAACAAAAAGUCUCACGAAAAAAAUCUUAAGGUGGCCUUAAACAAAUUAUUAGCACAGAUCUAGUCUUAUGCAUAAAUCAUAUAAUGACAAAAAUGAAAAAUGAAUUUUUGAAAACUAAUUCCUUAGAAACGUACUGUCACCAUGUCAUGUCAAUGAUAUGUUUUAGCUCUAAUAUUGUAUAAGAUUUGCAUUUGAUACAUGAUUUAUUACAAGAUUUAUAUUUGUAGGCAUAGUUUAAUGCAAUAUUUGUAUUAGUGUACAUAGAUAAAUGUAAUAUUUGUAUUGUGUACAUAAUUUUCAACAAUAUUUGUAUUUGUGUACAUAUUAUCUGCUACAUUGUAUAAGAUUUGUAUUGUGUACAUGAUUUAUAGAAGAUGUGUAGUUGUUUGCUUGAUUUUCUUUAAGAUUUGUAUUUGAGUAACUACAUUUGAUCUGCUACAUUGUAUAAGAUUUGUAUUGUGUGCAUGAUUUAUAGAAGAUGUGUAGUUGUUUGCUUGAUUUUCUUUAAGAUUUGUAUUUGAGUUACUUCAUAUUAUCUGCUACAUUGUAUAAGAUUUGUAUUUGUGUACAUGAUUUAUGGAAGAUGUGUAGUUGUUUGCUUGAUUUUCUUUAAGAUUUGUAUUUAAGUUACUACAUAUUAUCUGCUACAUUGUAUAAGAUUUGUAUUUGUGUACAUAAUUAUCAACAAUAUUUGUAUUUGUGUACAUAUUAUCUGCUACAUUGUAUAAGAUUUGUAUUUGUGUACAGGAUUUAUAGAAGAUGUGUAGUUGUUUGCUUGAUUUUCUUUAAGAUUUGUAUUUUAGUUACUACAUAUUAUCUGCUACUUUGUAUAAGAUUUGUAUUUGUGUACAUAAUUUUCAACAAUAUUUGUAUUUGUGUACAUAUUAUCUGCUACAUUGUAUAAGAUUUGUAUUGUGUACAUGAUUUAUAGAAGAUGUGUAGUUGUUUGCUUGAUUUUCUUUAAGAUUUGUAUUUGAGUUACUACAUAUUAUCUGCUACAUUGUAGAAGAUUUGUAUUUGUGUACAUAAUUUUCAACAAUAUUUGUAUUUGUGUACAUAUUAUCUGCUACAUUGUAUAAGAUUUGUAUUGUGUACAGGAUUUAUAGAAGAUGUGUAGUUGUUUGCUUGAUUUUCUUUAAGAUUUGUAUUUGAGUUACUUCAUAUUAUCUGCUACAUUGUAUAAGAUUUGUAUUUGUGUACAUAAUUUUCAACAAUAUUUGUAUUUGUGUACAUAUUAUCUGCAACAUUGUAUAAGAUUUGUAUUGUGUACAUGAUUUAUAGAAGAUGUCUAGUUAUUUGCUUGAUUUUCUUUAAGAUUUGUAUUUGAGUUACUACAUAUUAUCUGCUACAUUGUAUAAGAUUUGUAUUUGUGUACAUAAUUUUCAACAAUAUUUGUAUUUGUGUACAUUUUAUCUGCUACAUUGUAUAAGAUUUGUAUUUGUGUACAGGAUUUAUAGAAGAUGUGUAGUUGUUUGCUUGAUUUUCUUCAAAAUUUGUAUUUGAGUUGCUACAUAUUAUCUGCUACAUUGUAUAAGAUUUGUAUUGUGUACAGGAUUUUUAGAAGAUGUGUAGUUGUUUGCUUGAUUUUCUUUAAGAUUUGUAUUUGAGUUACUACAUAUUAUCUGCUACAUUGUAUAAGAUUUGUAUUUGUGUACAUAAUUUUACUUUAACACUUAUAUAUUAUGUACAUGAUUUACUCUCAGUUUUGUAUUUGUAUGCUACUAUCUAUAAUAGUUAUAUGUGUGUUUAUUAUAAGUUUUACUACAUGAAUAUGAUUUCUAUAUUUGUGUACAUGAUUUACUUUAGGAUUUGCAUUUGUCUUUAUUAUUUACUGUACAGAUUUUACCUUGAAAGUUCAUGUAAAUGAUAAGGAGAAUUGAUGCUAUGAUUGACCAUUUGAAAUUUGUAGUAACUAAUAUAUGAUGUUAUUUUCCCCCGAAACAUAUAAUUAUGAUAUGCAAUGAAGUUGUUAAGACAAAGUACACUGUUUUAAAGAAAAGACUGAAAAGCAUAUUCAGGUGUCAUGGGAGCUGUAGGGUCAUUUUAUUUUAAGGUUUUCAAACAGCCUUAUUGACACUUAUAACCAAACUAUAUAGAAUCAUCACUUUAUAUGCUUCUUUAUUCAUAGCUAGUUUUUUUUACCAUGCAACAAGAAAACUGAUUUAAAGUUUUACACCUUAACCUGCGCUCAAACCUAGUUGGCAGAACCUAAUGGAACUCAGUAAGAACAAUCUUUGAAUGGACCAUAUGAAAUUAGUUGUUUUGGUCUGCUUAACAUUAUAUAAAAUAUGUUUAAACUUUCAAUCGCUUGUUAUAUUUAGACCGUACGUUUUACCACGAGAAAGAAUAUAUAAUAUAAACUUUUCUCUAAUAGUUCUCCUUAAAUGUGUAAUAUUUUUUCUUAAAUGCUGAUAAAACAAUAUAAUUUCAGGCUGUCCAGCGUCCCUAAAAUUCCUAAAAAAUCCUAUUUUUUUUCAGUUUGGCUAAAAUUCCUAAAAAAAUGAAAAAUUCAAAGGGAAUUCCUAAAAAUGCCCUAUUUUUUCACUUAAAUUCCUAUUUUUUUUAUCCUUUGUGAUAAACAUAUCCAGAAACAACCAUGUUUCAAUCUAAACCUAAACCUACAACCUAAAUUCAAACGCAGUCAGUGGAGUUGAUAUCAUGUCUGACUAAAUUGCAUAAGUCACAUGUUGCAUAUACAUUUGUACUUCAAUUCCUGCAGAAAUGCCAUACUUGAUGUCAGAUGUUAUCAGAAAAAUAAUAAGAAACUGUUUGUUUUAAAUGGAACAAUGAAAAUUGUACCACUUUGACUAUAUCAAAAUAGUCACUUGUUUAAAAUUGUGAUAAAAAAUUUCCAAGGAAGUCAUAUUUUUAUUGGCUACAGAGUUUUACCAUUUACCUCAGUCUUAGGUGUAUUUAAAGCAACUAUUUACACAAAUCACCACUAAAUUUCACCAGACUUUAUGCAGGGGUCCUUAUUAAUAACGUCUUAAUUUGUAAUCAAGUUAUUUUCAAGUGAUGACUGUAGAACAGAUCUUAUGUAAGUGAUACCAGCUGGCAGAUCUAGACAAGUUUCCAUAUUUGCUAUGGUAAUUAUAAAAUGGGUAAGGUAAACUGGCAGUAAUGAUUGAAUGCUUUAACCAUUUUGCUACCCAAUUAGCAUACUCAGAAGUGACACCUUCAGCUGCCCUUUUUGUACACAUUAACAUGUAUUGAACAUAUGUUAUAUACAUGUAGUGUAAGUUUUUUUAAAAUCUGGAAAAAAAAACUGUUGAAAGUCAUUGAAAAAACUGACACUGUUGUGAAAUUUUCUACAAUUUUUAGUAGCCUGAUUUAUCUUGAACAAUGAAAUUUUCUACAAUUUUUAGUAGCCUGAUUUAUCUUGAACAAUGAAAUUUUCUACAAUUUUUAGUAGCCUGAUUUAUCUUGAACAAAUUCUUCAUAGGUGUAUAUCCUGCUGUUUGAAUUUAAGUUUAAAUAUGCCUGGGAAUGACUCUAGUGGGUCAUAUCAUUUUUAUUGUUUUUUAAGAAAGAUCAAGACUUGUUUUAAAUGUACCAAAUAAGAAAUGCAUUUAUAGCUAAAAUAAAUUUAAAGCAUAACUUCCUCUUCCAUUUAUUAUGGGCUUAUUAUAUCUUUACUUGAUUAAUUGUCAGAUGUUAUCAGAAAAAUAUAAGAAACUGUUAGUUUUAAAUGGAACAAUGAAAAUUGUACCACUUUGACUAUAUCAAAAUAGUCACCUGUUUAAAAUUGUGAUAAAAAGUUUCCAAGGAAGUUGCAUUUUUAUUGGCUAAUCAUAGCUUAACUAAUUGAAUAUUGGUUGUUCCUGGAUUCUUAUAACUUUGAAAAUUUUUUCAUUCUAGUUAUGUUUUAAUGUAGUUUUUCAGCUCUUUUUAAAGGCAGUUGACCAGUGAAUCAAUUUAUUCACUGGUGACUAUGGAACACUGGUAACACCUUUGCUAUAACCGAACUAGAGCAUUAUUUGUGAGUUACUUUUGUGUCAAAUAUGCAAAAUUGAGCCCAUAUCAUGGUCUUUUGAGGCCAUAAUUUAGUAUAAAAUUCCAAAUUUGAGCCCUAAAGUUUCUUUCAUUUACCCUAAAAUUCCUAAAUUUUAGCCCUAAAAUUUCUUAAAAAUUGCCCUAAAAUUUGCCCUAAUUUUUUGUCAGAAGGUCCUGGACAGCCUGUAAUUUGUUUGUCAUACUCUAAAUAAUGAUAAGAACAACCUCCAGCCGACAUAGCUUGUUUUACCACUGGCCAGUUUAAUGAAGCUUAUUAGGAAAUGUCAUUGGAGAUUUGUUUACAACAAAUAGCUAGAGUCGUUUUGUUCUGCUAAAUGAAAGAUCCAGCAAACUGAAACUAUCAUUUUAACAACAUCUGGUAAUUAACAAUUGACUUUGAUAUAACUAAACAAGAAUACUUUUCUUUUGUUCUUUUAACAUAAACGGUUGGAAAAAGGAUCAUGUUGUCUACCAGACCUUAAAGUACAACAUUGUUUUCCAAAUGAUUGAAAUUAAAGUUUUCGGAAAGACUGGAAACAAAUAUGAUUCUUGGACAGUAUUGUACAAAAAGGUUAUUAUUUGUACUGUUCAUAACAGUUAACAGUUGUACUGUACAAAAACAGUUAACAAUUGUACUAUCUGCUGAGCGAAGGUACUUUCCUCUUGAGUCGUUAGCUCGGGUUGGAAAUUAAUUAUUGAAUUUUUGUUGCUGGAGUAAAAAAAAUGAUAAGUGUUUUCCUGGACAUAAUUUAUCCAAGAUUAACUGUAUUUUAUUAUCAUCAUAAUUAUUAUGUAUAAAAACAUAUGAUUUUGUAUGUUUGCAUAAUGAUUGUUUUAAGAUAAGUAUCUAUAAUAAAUCAAUAAAUUAGUGUUGACACAAUGUUA